AUGACAGUAGUGGUUGACCCUUGUGUCAACUGUAGAUACCCACGGUGCUCACGCUGCGCCAUCACAAGGGUGUCGGUACACGUCCGGGCUCCUAUGGGAGAAUACCACCUAACCCAGGCAUCCUCAGUGUCCUCGUAA
Molecule: messenger RNA, 138 nt
Organism: Colletotrichum paranaense
Lineage: Eukaryota; Fungi; Ascomycota; Sordariomycetes; Glomerellales; Glomerellaceae
Exons: 1
Coding region: 1-138 (45 amino acids)
Source: RefSeq, a predicted model, not a curated record